GGCUGUGCCACACGAAGUAGUACUGUCUAGAAGAAGAAGUAUCCACCGUAAUCUGUUCCCGCUGCACGAGCGUAGCUUUGCCCAACCUGUGUAGACGUUCCUGUAGAGGAAAUAUCAGCCAAAUAUUUUCAGAACUAUGAGAACAACAACAAUGAUGACGGCAGCGGAGCCUCCGCCCAUGAUUGACGUGAAUCCCCUUCUUCGCUAUCCACUCAUCAUCGUCAACCUCCUCCUGAUGAUCGUGGCCGGAGGCGAUGUCACAAUAUCUGGUUAUAGCCUUUACCUUCGCUGGGACGAGAUUCAUUUCCUUUCGGUAUUGAUGACGAUCGUCGUGAACCUGGAGAUUCCCUUCCUGAUCAUCGGAAUUAUUGUCUUCACCGUCUCCUCCCUGGGCUUCAUCGGCGGCCUCCGAGAGAACGUUCAACUGCUCACUUUCUACAGCAAGACCUUGUUCGUGCUCGUCGUGCUUUGCUUGCUCGCGAUGGUUCUCGCAUUUGCCAUUCCCCACCUGAGCAGAAAGUAUGUGGACAGCGUCGUGACUUUGGACCUGAUCGUGCACUAUCGAGACAACGACGACUUCAUGAGGCUCAUCGACUUCAUGCAGUACUAUUACCGCUGUUGCGGCGUUACGGACAGCGGCUAUCACGACUGGAACCACAACAUCUACUUCAACUGCACCCACACCAAUCCCAGCUACGAGCGCUGCUCUGUCCCUGCUUCUUGUUGCUGUCACGGCGAUGAAGACAUGGUGACGGUUCUUAGUAAUCGCUUUUGUGGCUGGGAUGCUCUCAAAAUAACCGAGCAGGAGGCAUGGAAGAAAAUCUACACCCGAAGCUGCACGAAUAUCAUAUUGGCGCAGGUGAAGUCAUACUCUGUGUAUAUUACACUUGGCUGCUGUGUCGUCAUGAUGUUCUUCCUAGCAAUGCGAUACUUGGCUAUGAACGUGCAAGAUCAGAUCGUCUCUCUGACGGCUUUCUACGAGAAAUACUUCGCGGACAUAAGACGCGGGGAAGAGCGCAAGUCCAUUAUCAGGCUCCAAGCCUUGCAAAGCAUUCCCAAGGGCUGCGUGGAAGUUGGAAGCAAAAAAGCUGCACCACGACGCAUCGAGCCCGUCAGCAAGGUACCCGUUCUCGUGAAUGGCCCAGCGUAUCCCGCCAUACCGACAGACAGCAGGCAGUCUCCAGCAAUACCUACUCCGUCGCACUUCCGGAUGGGGUGACCUUAUUCAGCGUUUACUAUUAACUAUAUACGAAUAGUUUGUGUAUUAAAGUGCACCGUUACAUUUACCAACAG
Messenger RNA from Ornithodoros turicata, 1293 nucleotides. Its product is annotated as tetraspanin-33-like. Gene Ontology annotation, cellular component: plasma membrane. The transcript has 6 exons. The coding region runs from base 137 to 1219 and encodes 360 amino acids. The record is from RefSeq and is a predicted model, not a curated record. NCBI's taxonomy places the organism in Eukaryota, Metazoa, Arthropoda, Arachnida, Ixodida, Argasidae.